Molecule: messenger RNA, 1476 nt
Organism: Acanthaster planci (crown-of-thorns starfish)
Lineage: Eukaryota; Metazoa; Echinodermata; Asteroidea; Valvatida; Acanthasteridae
Gene: memo1
Product: mediator of cell motility 1
Source: RefSeq, a predicted model, not a curated record
CAUUAUCAUAUCAGCUGCGGCCGAAGGAAAACUCACAACACAAGGAACACUCAAGAAAGGAGGCAUAUUUUCGGCGACUGUAAAAAUCGCUCAAAAACUGUCCAAGAUAGGUUCGAGAAUGUCUGUAAGACGUGCAAGCCAUGCUGGGUCCUGGUACAGCAGCUCAGAACAAGUUUUGUCGAUGAAGCUAAAUGAGUGGUUGAGCAGUGCAGCGUCAUCAAAGCAUUCCCCAGCAAGGGCAAUCAUUGCUCCUCAUGCAGGAUACUCAUAUUGUGGAGCAUGUGGAGCCCACGCCUAUAAACAAAUUGAUCCAACCAACAUAAAGCGUGUCUUCAUACUUGGACCAUCACAUCAUAUGUAUCUCCCUGGCUGUGCUGUCACACGAUGUAAAAUAUACGAGACACCGUUAUACAACCUCAUUGUAGAUACCCAAGUGUGUGAAGAACUGUGUCGGGACGGUCCCUUUGAAGUCAUGAAGAUCCAAACUGACGAGGACGAACACAGUAUAGAAAUGCAGUUGCCUUUCAUCGCCAAGGCAAUGCAGAGUAAACAGGGUCAGUUCACCAUAGUGCCUGUCCUGGUAGGCUCAUUGAUGGCAGAGGGAGAGCAGAUGUACGGUCGGCUGUUCAGCAAGUACCUGGCUGACCCUGAGAACCUCUUCGUCAUUUCGUCCGAUUUCUGUCACUGGGGUCAGAGAUUCAACUACGUGGACAUACAUGAACGUCAGUGUCCAAUUCACAAAUCCAUUGAGUCUCUGGAUAGAAUGGGAAUGCAAUACAUAGAGAGCCUGGAUCCUGUCGGCUUCCGUAGCUACCUUAAGAAAUAUGGCAACACCAUAUGUGGCAGACACCCUAUAGCGGUCCUAUUAAAUGCCAUUCAGACUCUGAAGACCAAGAACGGACGCACCAUGUCCCUCAAGUUCCUCAACUAUGCCCAGUCCAACCAGUGCAAGUCCAGGGAGGAUAGCUCAGUCAGCUAUGCCGCAGCCUCCUUCAUUAUGAGCUGAGGAAACAAACUUUUAAGGACGGUGGUCAACAAGCCACCAGCAUAGUUUUUUUUUGGGGUGGGGAGAGAGGUGAUAAUUUAUCUUCGGUAACUCAGGAUAUCUUCAUGUGUGUGUCAUUUGUAGUCACAGACAGUUAAAGGCCUGAAGAAGUGUGGAAAACAUUGUAGACAAAGGGUUAGAUUCCUUUAAGGUAACUUGCUGCGUAGUGAUGGGUCACUCUACAAAAUAAAUUGUUGCUUUUCAGCUUAGAUAUAUUCCAGGCUUAAAUAUGUGGCCUGUCACCACAAAAUGAGCUGAAAGUCAGAAUUUUUGAAAAUUGAGAUAUUGGUACUGUGGAAUUCAGCAGAAAAAGAGUUUUUCAAUGGUGUAUAGCACUUAGGGUAAAAGUAGGCUGACAAUGUGAUAUUAUUCUUUAUAUGCGUGGCUGGGGUCUCCAAAAUCUGACAAAGGGAACUGGGCCUUGUAACAAA